UCUCGUUUGAGGAGACAGGAUGUCGGCUUGAAAAGCCACCUGGAUCAGCUAGACCAGAGAAUAAGUGAGCUGAAAUUGGACGUCAGUAAGACCUCCAGUGAAUACUUGGAUAGUGACAGCAGACCCAGCUCAGGCUUCUACGACCUGAGCGAUGGUGGUUCUUGCUCACUCUCCAAUUCUUGCACCUCAGUGUACAGUGAAUCCAUCUCCUCCUCCCACACUAGUCCCUUGCCUGGCUCUCAACACCCUAAGGCAAGGCUCAGUGUGUUUGACUACCGACCCAAGUCUGCAGAUGAAACUACAGUGCACACCACCAGCCUCCAACAGCCCGGGGCCUGUGUCAGCGAUGGGUGUGGGACUGCAGGCAGCACAGACACUGCUGGGGCUCCUGCCAGGCCCCGACCCAGGCCAGUUUCCACAGGUGACUUGGAAAGACUCGUCCCAGCAGACACUAGAUUUCAGAAGGAGACAGAUCCCAAAUCCAUGUUGCCUCUGUGCCAUGCCCGAGACACGCGCUUGCUCAGCAUGGACCCCAAGUUCCAGAAUGACUUAGUCUCCAAGAAUGGCGUCGAUGUGUAUCCUUACCCAAGCCCCCUUCAUGCCGUGGCUUUACAGAGUCCCCUUUUCUCCCUGGUGGGCACAUCCCCAGAAGCAGACCUCCAGGCUCCUCCCAGCAAACCCAUGCCUAGUGUGACAGAUCCCAUCUUGAUUAGGACUAGGCCAACCACUGAGGCCAGGCCAGGGGGGUACAUCAAUAAAUUACUGCAGCUGACGAGAUGCAAAGGGAACAAUCGGGCCGAUGCCAGCGAGUGGGUUUCAACAAAGAGCCAGCCAGCCACAAUGCACCAGAGACUCAUUAUAUCCCCCAGCGCCGGCGGAGUGAAAAUUAACAGCAGCAGUAGCCAGCUGGAAAAACAAGUGAGUUCUCUGGAAAGUAACAAAGCUGAAAGGAAGCUGCAGAGAGAGGUGCCGGAGGGGGAAUGUGCCAAGCAGCAGGAGACAGUUCGCUGUGUGAAUGAAGAGCAGCCGUCCACUCGGCCUGACACAGAGCCAUCAGCUGUGAAUAGUUUUUAUCCUGCCAAGUCAGCAGCAAGGGGCUCUCCUCUGGCAGAAGCAAAGGAAAGCAGCGUGGAGCACAGUUCAUCCUGCUCACAGCUGUGCCAGGAAGACUCCAGCUUGGACAUCUGGACCACUAAAGCCAUCCCACCCAAAAAGCUGCCCCUCAAAAGGUGUGGCAAUGCCAAAUUGGCUAAUGCUGGCGGUCACGAGCGAGGGGCACGAAGUGAGUUUGUUCACGCUCAGUUCGUCCCUGCAGAAUCCCAUCAAGUGCGGGUCAAGUUUGCCAGCUCCAAAACAAAGGCAGUGAAGAUAAAGAGGAGGAACAGUGAAAAGGCACUGCGGCCUGGGAAGCAAGCCUUUUGCAUGGACAAGGCAAGAAGCUCCCAUGUGGCGGCCAGGCUGCCUGCUGAGUGGAAUCAGCCCCAAAGACCCCACGAACCGAAGAGCCUCGUGCGGAGACCUUCGUAUUCUGGUGAUGUGACUGGCAGGUCGUGCUCGGAGUCCAGCCUGUUCCCCGGGCAGGUCGGGCUUCCCGCGGUGCCGUCCAGGCCGGAGCUCUACAGAGCCUCCGCCGGCGCUCUGUGUCCCCUCGAAGCAGCGUGCGUAGACUCGGCCAACAAGAAGAAGCAGCGCAGGUGGCAGUCCACGGUGGAGAUCUCUGCCAAG
Molecule: messenger RNA, 1725 nt
Organism: Merops nubicus (carmine bee-eater)
Lineage: Eukaryota; Metazoa; Chordata; Aves; Coraciiformes; Meropidae
Gene: DACT2
Product: dishevelled-binding antagonist of beta-catenin 2
Exons: 3
Biological process (GO): negative regulation of nodal signaling pathway
Cellular component (GO): cytoplasm
Source: RefSeq, a predicted model, not a curated record